Messenger RNA from Cyphellophora europaea CBS 101466, 1872 nucleotides. RefSeq lists its product as uncharacterized. The transcript has a single exon. Lineage: Eukaryota; Fungi; Ascomycota; Eurotiomycetes; Chaetothyriales; Cyphellophoraceae. Gene Ontology annotation, biological process: DNA topological change. Bases 1 to 1872 code for a protein of 623 amino acids. Gene Ontology annotation, molecular function: DNA topoisomerase type I (single strand cut, ATP-independent) activity; DNA binding. The record is from RefSeq and is a predicted model, not a curated record. Gene Ontology annotation, cellular component: nucleus.
AUGCCACCAAAGAUACUCUGCGUAGCAGAGAAGCCUGCCAUCGCUAAGGCGGUUGCUCAACAUCUAGCUGGUGGCCAGCUCAGCAACCACAGCAUUGCCGGUAAUCGGUAUGUUCGCAACUACGAAUUCACGUUCAACUUUCGUCAAUGGGGCAACUGUUCUGUUGUCAUGACAAGCGUCCUGGGCCAUCUGACCAGCCUCGAGUUUGAUCCUCAGUUCAAGGGCUGGAAAUCUUGCCAGCCAAGUGCUCUGUUCGAAGCUGCCACACAUACCGAAGUCGAUACUGAUAAACAGGCGAUUGCCAGGAAUAUCCAAAAUCAAGCUCGAUACGCCCGCACGCUCUUCAUCUGGACUGACUGCGAUCGGGAGGGAGAACACAUCGGCACCGAGGUGGCCAAUGAAGCAAGGAAAGGAAAUCCAAGCAUUGUGAUCAAGCGUGCCAAGUUCAGCAAUACAGAACGCGCUCACGUCAUUCAAGCAGCGCACAAUCCUAUCGACUUGGACGAUCGUCAGGCAAAAGCCGUCGCCGCCCGCAUCGAACUUGACCUCCGGAUAGGCGCCGCCUUUACGCGCUUUCAGACGCUGCAGCUUCAGAAUGUUACGGACAAACUAGCCGAUCAAAUCAUCAGCUACGGAUCAUGUCAAUUUCCCACUCUUGGUUUCGUCGUUGAGAGGUACAAUCGCGUGCGCAAGUUCAAGCCCGAGACCUUCUGGACCAUCAAGGUCAUGCACAAAAAAGAGGACAAGCAAGUCAACUUCCAUUGGGGCCGUGUGCACCUCUUCGAUCGAGCCGGUGUUACCAUACUGUUUGAAACAUGUCUGGACGCCAAGAGAGCUCAAGUGAGCAAGGUCCAGAAGAAGCCCACAUCCAAAUGGCGGCCGCUGCCGCUAACCACCGUCGAGCUUCAGAUGCAGGGCAGCCGCUUCUUGAGGAUGAGUGGCCAGGAAAUUAUGAAGAUAGCAGAAAAGUUGUAUCAGCAAGGCUGGAUCUCUUAUCCACGAACAGAAACUGAUCAAUUCUCACAAGACUUUGACCUACACGGCGUCAUCCGCAAGCAAACUGGAGACACCAACUGGGGCCAGUAUGCGCAGCGGCUCCUUGACGGCGCGUUCCGGACGCCAAGGUCGGGGCGACACAACGAUCAGGCUCAUCCUCCCAUACACCCUGUCAACUACGUAGCUGGCACAGCGCUAAAUGCCAAUGAGAGGAAGGUGCACGACUUUGUUGUUCGGCGGUUCCUCGCUUGCUGCUCAGAUGACGCCAAAGGCGAAGCCACGGAUAUCGAGAUCAAGUGGGCAAGCGAGUAUUUCCACACCAAGGGUUUGCUGGUCCUGGAACGCAAUUACUUGGACGUGUACCCCUACGACAAGUGGGAAAGCAGCCAGCAGCUACCAAAUUUCGCGCUGAAUGAGACCUUUGAACCGAGCCAAGCGAACAUGACUGAAGGCAAGACCACUCCACCCGGCUACCUCACCGAACCUGAACUCAUUGGCCUGAUGGAUGCCAACGGCAUUGGCACUGACGCAACCAUGGCUGAACACAUUGCCAAAAUCCAGGAGCGCAUGUACGUCCAAACACGGACACGGGGUAAUGGGCGGACGCAACUCCGGGAAUUCAUACCAACCACUUUGGGCGUUGCCUUGGUAGAGGGUUACGACAAUGUGGGCCUCGACGUCAGUGUCAGCAAGCCCUUUCUCCGGAAAGAGAUGGAGCUCAAGAUGAAGGCCAUUUGCGAUGGUGGGAAGACCAAAACGGAGGUGGUUCAGGAAAGUCUCGAACAGUAUCGGGAAGUCUUUUCCAAAACUCUACGAGAGGUUGACGUUCUGAAGCGCUCAGUGGUCAAGUAUGUGGUCAAUGGCGAGACAACAUGA